CCUUGUUGCGUCUUUGACGGCACGCACUGAAACCUCCGAGAUGUCGGACAGUCCCCCAUACUGCUCGAGGUCACCCUGCAAAUACGGCAAUAAAGCUUCCGACCCCAAAAACUGACUUCCUGCCCCGCACGAGGAAUUGCAACAUGGCCCGGCUACAGUGGUACAUUGGUAGGACGAAAGGACGGGGAAGUCCCCUCGCAGCUUCAGCUUCGGGGUCAAUGGUCAGCUCUGGGCGAUGGGAAUGGCUUCAACUCCUGCAGUCAUCUCAGCUGAUGGUCUACUUUGCGUUAUACAGCGGAUGUGGCGGCUCGAGACAAGACAGUACUUCAUGUGAUGCGCCGAGAGAACGAGUCCCUGCGCUUCCCAUUUGUGCCCGCGCGGGGAGUGAGAUUCUACGAUGGUGAGGAGAGGUCUGCCGAAGGGGACGGUCAGGUUAUAAAUAUGGGCUCGAUGACCGGCUCGAA
Molecule: messenger RNA, 464 nt
Organism: Aspergillus steynii IBT 23096
Lineage: Eukaryota; Fungi; Ascomycota; Eurotiomycetes; Eurotiales; Aspergillaceae
Exons: 2
Coding region: 144-404 (86 amino acids)
Source: RefSeq, a predicted model, not a curated record